ACGGCGGCGGCUGCGGCGCUGGCGGUGGCUGCGGCAGCGGCGGCAUUUUAGUCUGCGGCGGCGGCGGCUGCGGGGCUGCUGCUGCUCCUCCCAGCAUCCCUGGCGCGGCCAUUUCAGCCCCAUCUUGACUGAGGGGAGGGAGCUGCAGCCGCUGCUUCAGCAGUUUGAAUUUCAGUUUUUUCUCCGGGCUUGACGAAGCCGGCCGCGCCGAGGCGAAGCGGAAGACGCCGCCACCGGUCUCCUCCUCCUCCUCACGCCGCCGAGCGCCGCCGAGCGCCUCCGCCCGCCCGCCUGCCCGCCUGCCGUUCCCUCAGCCACCGCCGCCGCCCCUCACACGCCUGAGCCGCGAGGAGGCCGGGCCCCGCCGCCGCGGGUGGCUCCCUGAGGGAGACCAGACUGCCGGUCCUCCCCGCCCCCGAGCGGGCUUCCGCCGCCACCGCCGGCAUGGCCCCCGGGCUGCGCUCUGGCUAGAGCUGGGGACGGAGGGCUGCCCUCCCUCCCACCGCGGGACCUCCAGCCCCCGUCGGGAAGCGCCGCUCCCGGCCUCGCCGCUCCGCCUUCUUCGUCCGCGUCUCCUCGCGGGAGCAGCCGCGGGCCCCGGCCGGAGGGAGCCCGAGCGGGGCAGAACCGCCCCUCACGCCGCCGCCGCCACCGCCGCCGCCGCCGCCUCCUGCGCCCUGCGCUCCACCCCCAGCCGGGCCUGCUGACCGCGCCGAGCACCGGGCUGGACUGACCGCGGCGGCUGAGCCUGGCGAGCAGCCGGCCCGCCCCUGAAGCACGCUCGAGCGGUCCCCUGCCGGCUUGAAGCGAGGCGCCGCGGCCGCGGGGAGGUGAGACGGAAGGAGGAGGAUGUGGCGCUGAGAGGCCGUCGCCCAGAGCAGCCCGUGACUUGCGGCGCGGGCCGUAGACCCAGGCGCGAACUCGGACUUUGUCUUUGGGGGCCUCCGUGCUCGGCCCUUCUCGGUUUCCGGUGGGAUCCCAGAGGAGCUUCUGUCCUCCCAGCCUUCUCCACCAUGUCCAAGAUGCCGGCCAAGAAGAAGAGCUGCUUCCAGAUCACCAGUGUCACCACGGCGCAGGUGGCCACCAGCAUCACCGAGGACACCGAGAGCCUGGACGACCCGGACGAGUCGCGCACCGAGGACGUGUCCUCGGAGAUCUUCGACGUCUCUCGGGCCACCGAUUACGGCCCCGAGGAGGUGUGCGAGCGCAGCUCCUCCGAAGAGACGCUCAACAAUGUCGGGGAUACGGAAACUCCCGGGACCGUGUCCCCGAACCUCAUCCUGGAUGGGCAGCUGGCCGCCGCCUCAGCUGCGCCCGCCAACGGAGGCGGAGGCGGCGGCGUGUCGGCCCGGAGCGUGGCGGGGGCGCUCGCCCAGACCCUGGCGACGGCCACCACUCCGGUGUCCGCCCCGGGCCCGGGUAGUGCAACUCAUUCUCAGCCCCCCGCCACUUGUAGUUCCCGUUUCCGCGUGAUCAAGCUGGACCACGGGAGCGGAGAGCCGUACCGGCGCGGCCGAUGGACGUGUAUGGAAUACUACGAGAGGGAUUCGGAUAGUACCCGCUCCGGGGAUUGCAUCCGCCACAGCAAUACUUUGGAGCAGACUGCCGAGCGGGACAGCGGGCUGGGCGCCACCGGAGGGUCGGUGGUGGUGGUGGUGGCCUCCAUGCAGGGGGCGCACGGGCUGGACUCGGGAACUGACAGCUCCUUGACUGCUGUGUCACAGCUACCCCCGUCGGAGAAAAUGAGCCAGCCCACUCUCGCCCAGCCGCAGAGUUUCAGCGCUGGGCAGCCGCAGCCUCCGCCGCCCGUAGGUGGGGCUGUGGCUCCAAGUUCGGCACCGCUGCCGCCGUUCCCGGGAGCGGCGACCGGGCCGCAGCCCAUGCCGGCAGGAGCUCUGCCAACCCAGCUCCAGGGAGCCGUGGCCGGCGGCGCCCUCCCGGGGCCUGUUGGCCAGGCUCUGCCACCGACGAAUGUAAACCUGGCGCCGCCAGUGGGCCUGGCCGCCCAGCCGGGCCCGGCGGUGGGCUCCUCGCUGCCGCACCAUCCCCAGCAGUUCGGGUAUCCCCAGCCUCAGCUAGCACCCGGGCAUUUGGUGCCCGUGCAGCCCCCGGGCCAGAGCGAGUACCUGCAGCCGCACGUGGCCCUGCAGCCACCCAGCCCUGCGCAGCCCUUGUCCUCAAGCGCUAGCGCGACCUCGGCUUCUGCGGCCAGCUUUCCUUUGGGCUCUGGCCAGAGCGUCUCCUCCUUGGGUGUGCAGAUGAUGGGCGCCCCUUCCCAGCCCAGUGAAGCUCCAGGUCCGGUUCCUGGCGUCCAGGCCGCUCCUUGUCAGCCGGCGGGAGUGGCCCCAGCUGCUAUGGGAGGCGUGGUGCAGCCAGGCUCGGGGCUUCCCGGGGCUGGACAGCCCCAGUCCGUGCAGCCUCCCCCGCAGAUGGGGGGCAGUGGUCAGCUGUCAGCCGUGCCUGGUGGUCCUCACACCGUGGUGCCCGGAGUUCCAAACGUGCCUGCCGCGGUACCCGCUCCAAGCGUGCCUAGUGUGCCCACCACUUCUGUUACUAUGCCAAAUGUAUCCGCGCCUCUGGGCCAGUCUCAGCCGCUGAGCAGCCACGCGCCAGUCAGCCGGAGCAGCAGCGUCAUCCAACAAGUUGGGCCGCCCUUAGCGCAAGGCACCCACAGUGCACCAACGAGCCUACCACAGUCUGACCUAAGCCAGUUUCAGACUCAGACCCAGCCUUUAGUCGGGCAAGUUGACGAUACUAGAAGAAAAUCAGAACCCCUACCUCAACCACCACUUUCUCUCAUUGCUGAAAAUAAGCCUGUUGUGAAGCCUCCAGUUGCAGAUGCCCUGACAAACCCCCUUCAGUUAACACCUAUGAACAGUCUGGCCAGCUCUGUGUUCAACAUAGCUAUUCCUGUUGAUGGUGAUGAAGACAGGAAUCCUUCAACUGCUUUCUACCAAGCGUUCCAUUUGAACACGUUUCAGGAAUCAAAGAGCCUCUGGGAUAGUGCGUCUGGGGGCGGUGUUGUAGCCAUUGACAACAAAAUAGAACAAGCAAUGGAUCUGGUGAAAAGCCAUUUGAUGUAUGCAGUAAGAGAAGAAGUGGAAGUUCUAAAGGAGCAAAUAAAAGAAUUAGUGGAAAGAAACUCUUUACUUGAACGAGAAAAUGCACUGUUAAAAUCUCUUUCAAACAAUGAUCAGUUGUCUCAACUCCCAGCCCAACAGGCCAAUCCUGGUAGCACUUCUCAACAACAAGCAAUGAUAGCACAGCCUCCUCAGCCAACGCAACCUCCACAGCAGCCGAAUGUCUCCUCAGCAUAAAGCUUUCUUAAGCCUCAUUAAGGAAAAACUGAAAGCAAUCUUUCCUUGUGUGCCACUGGUGUUCUUUCCACUUUAUAGAAAGCAAGUAGCCAUUGCUUCGGCUGUGUGCUUGGCCUUUUCAGUAUUAGACAAUCGUUCUACAGGAGCUUUCCCUCUCUAAGAUGUCAUGCAGCACUGUUGAUGUCCACUUCUGUGUCAUCAGGACAUGAGGAGAAUGAUAGAUGGGGUUUAUUAAAGCAAGCAGAGUCUGCAUUCUACAUGUGCGCAUGAGUGGGAUCUUUAGAAGUUUCGGUGGCUCUCCCAUGUUCCUUAUCACCCGUGGGUUUACCGUGAGCCUUCCUGUCACAUUAUAAAUAACAGUUCAUCUAAAGAGCCACUUUUCUUUCAAUAUCAGUAACAUUUGCCUACGUAAGUUUUCAUUUAUUUUAUGUUUUAUUUAUUACAGGGCUGCUAUUUUCAUAAUGUACAUGAACAAUGUCACAGAACUUUUUUAAUUUUUUGGAUAAUUAUAAGUAUCAGUAAAGGAAUUGAAAGACAGGAUUACAUUUAAUAAAAUGUUUAGGCAAUAAUUGAACAAAAGAAUCCUGGCACAUUUCUAACACUAAUGGCAAUUUACCGUUGGUAUUUAUUUUCAAUAGUGAAGAUCCAGCUUGAAUGUAAAUUUUGUAUAGUGUAAGUAUGAAAAACACAGUGCACCUGUACAGGUAGUCACCAGUUAUUGUGAUAUAAUAAAUAAUUGGGCUAUUUUCAUGAAGAAAACUUUGUUCAUUUGUUUCUACUUUCUAAUAGAAAUUGCCAUGAUUCCUCUGCUUUUCAACAUUUCGUAUGACUUUUUUUUUUUUUUUUUGGGUGGGAAUAAAAAAGCUGUGAAAUUGUUCAACCUACUUUGUAACCAAAGAAGCAAAGCUGUGUAAUGGAGUUUUGUUUUGUUUUAUAAUGCACAUUCUUUAUGUAUUUUUAUUUAGUGUUUUCUUGGUCACAAUUUUCUUUGCUGUCUAGCAUGAUCUGCAUGGCCUGUAAUCUUUGAACCACUUUCGUACCUCAUGUUUUAUCCAGCACUCUUAUUGUACUGUGUACUAGUCUGUGAACAAUGUCAAAUAAAAAGAGCGAACAGGUCGUAUGGUGGAACUGAGCUAGCGUACAAUGCACCAGUUGUACAAAAACAAAAAUGAAGUGAGCCAUCUUUUGUUCAUUUAAAAUGGUGUUUUGAAUUUCAUAUGCAGAAAACGUUUUGUUACAUUGCAGAUUUUAAUGUAUUUAAUAAAUGCAACAUGCAGAUUAAGUGCAGUGUAUACUGAGUAUUUAAAUUAAAAUGUACAUUUCAUAAAUACAGUUUCAAGAGAAAGCAUCAUUUUGUGUAUACUAACACAUUAAGUGUAUGUCAGAAAUUGAUGUAAAAAUAUAUAUUUUAACACAUUUUCUGAAAUUAAACUGCAGUUUUGUUCAAAUAUUUGGCUCUAUAUGUGUUCAGAAUUUGACUAGAUUUGUAUUUUCACAGUUUAAAAUAAUUCCUUAAAUGAAAACCCAUGAUGUUAUUAAUGACAAUGAUAGUUCUUAAAUUUUCAAAGUAAAAUAAUUUAAAGAACACAAGAAUGGUGAGCAAUAUUUGUACUCAAUAUUCAUAUUAUGUUAACAAUAUAAAUAGGAAAUCCUCGUCUACCAAAACUUUUACUUGAAUUCAGAAAGGUGCCUGUAGAAAUUAACAUGUCCUGUAUGGGUAGCCCACUAAUUCAGUCUUAAUAAGAAACAGUAGUUAGGUCUCCAUGUUAGAAGAGGUUAAAUGUUCUUUAUCUAUUUGAGUCAUUCUAGCCUCAAAUGAAAGUCAUAAAAUCGAAACACAUGAAAUUACCAAAUACUUUAUAUUCUAGUGCUAUGGGAAAUAAUGCUCAGUAAGCAAAUUUUUCAUGUUAAUUAGUAACAUUAGAAAUACUUGAGAAAGAACUAGAUAAGUAUGUAGACUUGAGUAUGUACUAACAGAGUGAGAUUCUAAUCGAGCCACCAUGGGCACGAUAGGGUGUGAACCUGCUGUUGGAAUGUGAGCCCUUCCGGUGCCAACAGUGAGGUACCGCAUACAAAGAAGAGCUAGAAAAGGUUGCAGGAAGAGACAGAUAAAUGGCAGACUGCUGCCUAAGAAUGCACAAGGUCUCUGAUGCCUAGCACAGAAAAAGGAAGAAAUUUAGUGUGAUGUUUGUGAAGCUAAGAAGUGAGUUUUUAUUCUAGGGAUAGAAAAGCAUCUUAUAAACAAAAUGUGAUAGUAGUCACCAAGGAAAUGAUUAAUAUUUUAUGGUUUAAAAUGGCAACAACAGUUGCCAGUACUCCUAUUCUUUAAGGGGGGGAGGGGAAUCUUAGAAAAUAGUUAACAAAAAACAAAAUUGGUUCCAAAAGGCUUAAUCUCUAGUAAACUAAGAAAUGUAAUCAGUUGUGUCAUCUUUUAAAUAGCAGGAGUUAAUGUAGUUUGUAAGGUGGGCUUUCCUGUGUCCUCCAGGAUGAAAUUUGGCAAUGUCUUUUAAGAGCGUUAAUAUAAUAUGAAUAAGCUAGCUCAGUGGCAUGAUGCUUAACUCGAGGUGCAGUGUCCAAAAAAACGCAAGUGUGUGCCUGUCCUGUGUGUUCACUCCUUCCCUUAGAACUCAAAAGUUUUAUUGAUCACCUACUCUGCCCCCUACUUAAGAUUGUCAGUGAAGUUUACAUCUAAAUCUGUUCCCGUUUCCAUGAGGCACAUUGAACUCGAGUCAGGAACAAAAGGUGGGCAGGGUAUUGCACUUUUGUUAGGAAAUAAUUGAAUUUGAAUUUCUCCCUAAUUGGUUUGUUUAGGAUCUUCAUUUAGAGCUCUGUUGGGGUUAGAGUCUCCAAAUACAUAGAAUAUCAACUAGUUGAAAUUCCAGUGUAGGGGCAAGUCUUAGAGGAAUAUCAUCCACCUUUAGCUUUCCCAGUCUCAGCCUACAGAACAGGUGCUACUACAAAAACUGGAUGUUGGCUUAGUUUUCUGAUACGACGGUGCAUGUACAAUUGGAACCUAACUUUGCACAAAGAAAAUUAUUUUUAAGUAGUUUUGAUGUAAUCUUAAAAUGCAUCCAGCCAAGCACUCGUCUUUCUUAACUGUUAGAUGAAGCUGUUUGGCCCUGGUAACAGGUCCUUUAUGAUAGAUAUGUUUAAAUUCUCUUCAGAGAUUUCUGUUAAAGGGGAAAACCCUGUCCUCAGAAUUCACAACUGAGACUACACAAACCAACCAAUACAAUGAUUCGUGAAAUACAGUCAAGGAUGGAUUGCUUUGCUCAGGGCUUUCCUGAAAUGUGGCACCUGAGUCUUGAAGGUCCCAAGAGCCAAGAGGAAGAGGGGCAUUCCAAACGCAAGAAAAGCCUGGAGAAAGAUCCAAGAACAUAAACAGGGAUCCUAAAGAGCACAGGAUUUAUGGGAGAGACAAAUAAUUGCCCCGUCGAUGUUGGUAGUUUGAAACUAUUGACAAGCACAACUGCUUGGAUGGUGGCUAGUGGGAUGUGCUCAGUUCAGUCCAGUGGUAGAGUGGCUGAUGGGAACUGGAGACAGAUGAUUGAGAAAAUAUGACCCGGAAAAUGAGAGCAUUCCGUGGGCAAUUAUCCGACGUUUAUUGAAGCUGAAAAUUCCUCUACCCCUUUCCUAUGAAUAUUCCACUCCCAGUAUCCGCACUUUGUUCUCUUUUGUUUCUUUGAGGAAGCAACACCUCAGCCAAUACUUGAAAGUUUGUCAGUCUUAUGUCCAGGAGCCAUGCAUCUCUGCAAAACUAACAAUAUCUUUGCUUCCCAUUGAAGGAAUUGUGAGAAUUUGACAGAAAAGUGAGGCAGACAGGAAUUUGGUCACUCUGUGCCUCUGUAAAUUCAGCCCAGUGAUAAACAAUUAAAUACUCCGGUGAGUGGGAUCACCAUAAUUCUACAACCUCUUGCUCCCUGAAGAGGUAGUAUGAGUUCUGACUCUGAUGCCCACGUAAGGAUAGGUUUUCCUUAGCUUUGCCUUUCAUGCUCUACAUAGGUCAGACCCACAGCCUUCUCCCCCACACCCGGUUUUCCCGCCCCCUGCUGUAAGCCCCCUAGUAAUUCAUGUUUCUGUUUUCUAAUGCUAAUCACUUCUGGUGUUUACUUGCACCAGUUGGCAAGCUGACCUUCCAAGGUACAUCUCUGUCUCGUAUUCCCAUACCAGGUUACGAAUUUCUCCAUCUAAAUCUCUUCCAAUGCACGUCUUCGCUGGUUAAGUGAAGGAUGAUACAAGUGUGCCCUUUGUGGGCUAUCAUUGGUCGGCCAUGUUCAAAUGUAGAAAUUGCUUUUAAAAAGUACUAUAGAAAGCGAUGUAAAGUUCACAGACCUGUACUUUUUCUUUCCUCUGUUUUAUUGUCACAAAAAAAUACCGGCUGUCUUUUAGAAUUGGUGAUUGGUGAUGGCAAGAUAAGCAGUUAUUUCUCAUUGGCACAGUCCACUUGGACACUGAAUCUGUUCAACAUGAUUGGAUAGUGGGUGAGCUUUAGUUUUCUUAUCAGGGGAACUGAUAAAGUAGGCAGUUUGCAUGUUUUCUGACCACCUAGUGUCCUGGAUCCAGAGUCCCUGUGUUUACUGACCAGGACCUGCCCACAGAAGCCAUAAUGUUCCUCUGAAAGAAGGAAGGAAAGGAGGUGUGCUAACUUUAGAAAAAUGAUUGAAGUUUAAGACGAGCCAAAUGACCCCCUUCAGCUUCUCCAUAAUGAAAGUUGAGGUCACUUGUAGUUCUGACUGUUCGCAUGCUUUCAUUAUUUCUGUAGAACAAUUGCAAAGUGCUCUUGCCCACCACAAUCCAAAACGUCGUCCAGACCAGUUUCCACUCUUGCUUCAUUAGCAAUCCGUGCUUCUAGAGCUAAAUAAACCUGAAGAAGACAGCAGACGAGGGAGCAUCUCCCACACAUGGCAUAUACGAUACUAGGCCGGCGUCUAGUUCUAGCUCACUGAGAAAGAAAAUUUGCAAAUCUCUUGAUAAGAUAAACAUAUAUACAUUUGUCUUACAUAAACAAAUAUACACGCCGAAGUUUGGGGAAAUAAUGUGGGCUUUAUUUUUACUUUUAUUUCAUAGAAACGUUGGAAAGCAAUUUGGUUCUAUCUCAACUUAGGUGCUUAACCCUAUACUCAAUGUUGGAGAACAGAAAGCUGUUUAGGGGAUGAUCUGUGCCCCCCAAGAACUCAUCACCCAAUGAGAAAGUAGAAGCUGAGGUACCAUGUUGCUCUUCCAGAAUAAAUACAGUUUAUAGACCUCGUGUCCUUUGUUAGCUGAAAGGCUCUGUAAAUCAGUAAUUUGCUGUGUCUUGUGAAACCCUUUGCCAUUGCCAGGAGAUCCUAAGUCACCAAAAAGCUUUAGCAAAAAAAAAAAAUAAUAAUAAUAAUCCUGGAAGACGAGACCAGCAAAAGACUUUGCACACCUAUACUGAGCCUGGGAGUCACCCCUAAAAAGGAACUCAUCUGAGAGAGAAGUUUACAUGUUUUCAAUGCUCUCAGUUUGCAGACAAUGGGCCUAAUUUAACCUAAUGGCUGGAAUUUACAAGUCAUGAAUUAUAUUGUCUCUUGUCUCAUAAGUAACAUGCAUUUUUUUUGGCUGUCUUAACCAGCUGUCAUAACUCAGGUACCCGAUACCAAAAAUAAAUCUCUAAUAGAACAGAGAAUUCAGAGAUUAAAUACAAGGUUGUCUGUUAGGUAAAUGGUAAGCCUUACA
Molecule: messenger RNA, 9017 nt
Organism: Microtus oregoni (creeping vole)
Lineage: Eukaryota; Metazoa; Chordata; Mammalia; Rodentia; Cricetidae
Gene: Tsc22d2
Product: TSC22 domain family member 2
Exons: 4
Coding region: 1014-3317 (767 amino acids)
Biological process (GO): regulation of transcription by RNA polymerase II
Source: RefSeq, a predicted model, not a curated record